AUUAGCUGGUAGCAGGUUGUAUAAAUGUAUAUGUAAUUUUGAUUCAUAAAACAGUUCAUUCUCUGUCUACUUAGGAGAGUUUCCGCUCUCGUCGUGAUGAGUUUUUAUGCUAGCUUUAUUCCGCAAGUGAACGCAGAAAGAAAGACGUGAAAAGAGUGUUAAAGUGCCUUGCCCAACUCGAGAUUACGUGGAUUUAAAUGUAGAAUCAUUAACGCGAUAGCUCGAUAAGUUUGAAUAAGUGCGUUGUAAGGUUGGAAGUGAUGGAUUCGAAUAGGAGUACAGAUAAAACUGACCGCAGUGCGAUGACUAAUGGUGACCACCAGCAAAACAAUGCCGCAGCAAUACCCACAGCGAUGGAGUCCGAAAACAAGGCCGCUACCACCAUUCAAGAGACCUCGCUUUCAGUGACGAAUAACUUGAGCGGGACAGCAGAUAAGGAAACACCCAAGACUACCAAUUGGGUCAAGUUUGAUGAUGAAGAUAAUGGCGGUAAAAAGGAAUCUUCCGAUCCCUUGGCACCACCUUCUACUUAUAAGGCCACUGCAGCAACAUCACCUGCCAAGGACGAUAUAACACCAGCAGUUCUGCCCACGGAAUCCGUUCAUGUCAAUUUAGAUGCCAGGAUACCAAGCACACCGAAACAAGGCAGCCAAAGGAGUAGUGCUGCUCCACCAUCAGCUCCGGCAAGCCUAGCACCAACGGCCAGCAUCAACAAGACAUCACAACCAGCAGUGAUCGACAUUCCGAAACAGUCCGUCAAUGUUGUUCAACCGAUCCAGUCAAUGCGCACAAUUGAACUCUCAACCGGUCGCGUUCGGGAAGGUUUCGCAAACGGCGAUGUCAUCGUUACAUUGUUACCAACCAAUACUCGCUGGCCUUGGAUAACACCGGCUGUAUUCCGCCCAGAGCUCGUACCAGAGGAACUAAUGGCCCAAGGGUUAACGCUCACCGUCGAGGAAUACGUGCACGCCAUGGAAACUCUUGUGAAUGACUAUCGGUUCACUAUGUACAACAUAUGUUACAAACGAGUCUUGGUUGUGUGGAUCCUGUUUGCCUUCGUUGUUUUGUUGGGACUGCUAUUCUCUGGCCUAUAUGGAAUUACACUGUUCUCGCUGGGAGUUGGUUGGCUUUUCCUUAACGCUGCCGCUAUUUUCUUGUGUAUGUGGGUGAAGUUACGCCUUGCCCGUGGACUCGAACGAUGCAUGGCUCGAGUGAACAAACAAUUGAUACGACAUAAAAUCCUGCUGGCAUUGGAUGACCGAGGACACAUUUCUUGUCACAAGGUUAACCUUUGCUUCAUGUACUUUGAACCAUCGCAGUGCAUCAGCUAUCUGAACGAGUUUAUCGAAAGGAGCGAACAGAACGGAAACACCAUCGAGCCUGGAUGGGAGAGUCGAUUGGAUGUGGCUACAAAUGAUAUCGUGAUUCAAGGAGCCAACACUACUCGCCUGUCGAGAAAGCAGGGCAGAGCAGAAGAAAUUUUCCUACGUUAUCUGCAGCGUUGGGGUAAGGAUUACCUUCGGAGGCGCCUGGACUGGACCAUUGAAGAAAACGGCAUCGUGUCCUCACCUAGACACAUUCCAACUGCUUACUGCCCUUGUCAAUAUGCGGAAGAAAUUCUUUUACAUAAAAAACCAAAAGACGACCCUCGAGUUUGUUGUGCAUCACUUCGUCAGCGAGUACAAAGACUAGGAUUUCAAUUUUGAAACCUCGGACAGAAAAAGAAUGAAAGUCAUCAAGCGCCAAACAGAACAAUUUUCGAAGUAAAUUGAACUAAAGUGAAGCAUACUGUACAAUUUAAGAAAAACUUACUAACAUUUAGUACAAACGUGUUAACAUACAGUGCCUCAAAAUGAUAAUUUAUAAAUCUAACAAAUAUCGAAUAUCGGUGGAGGGUGAUACACAUUCUGUAGAUAACUUACCAAAAUCUACUUAUAAAGUAGAAUAUGAAUAAGCCAAUAAUUAGGAAAUUUACAUAUACAAACUUAAAUCAUUGCCAUCAAGCCCAAAAUAUACCAACAAAAAGAAAUUAACAUGCUUUGUUACAGGAACGAGGACUGCUGCUGUUGCUGCGUUACGCCUCUAGGUGGGGUAACGAGACGAUGCGUGGAUUGCUUGAUGUAACGUCCGUCGAACCUGCUCGUCACUGUCGUCAGUUUCAGUGUCCUUGUCAGUAUAUUGAAUUCCACCUCAAGUGCAAACCUCAAGGCAAGUCGUUAUUCUGUGCUAGUGUUUUCUCUCGGUGAUGGAUGCACAAAACGGACAUAACACUAUUUGAAUUUUACCGCAAAAAACUAUCUCUGAUCUUUUUUUCUUUUACUCUCCCUUCUGAGGAAUGAUUUUCUUUAUUUCCACCCCAUAUUUAUGUACUUAAUUUUUUGUGUUUAAAAAUACACUUUUUUUUAUUGAUACUGAACAAUGAUAAUAUUGAAUUAAAACCUACAGAGUGAAUAAUAAUUUUAAUCAGUAUUUGAUCAUAAUAGAUGCCAUUCUAUAUGAUUUUUUCUUUCCAGUGUACAUAUUUCCUGAGGUAGGGAGAGUGUAACAAUUAUGACCACAGUGGUUCCCUAUUUGAAAAAUGUGUUAGUUCAAUAACUUUCACAUUUUAAAUUUCUUUUAUGAAAUAGGCAACCCCUAUGGCUAUAACUGGUACAUCUACCCUAAAAGAAGAAACAUUAAUCUUUAUUUGGUCAAUACUACACUUGAAAUUCAUUGAACAUAAAAAUACAAAAUAGCAUCCCUUUUAUAUAACCAUAAUGUUAAUGAUAGACAUUAUUACUCAUCCAUAAGAAAAUUAAGAAAAAGACGAUUGCUAUCCAGAGCAUAUAUGCAAAGUAAAAUAUCAAAGUGUUAUGUCCGUUUAUAUCUGGUUAUGUAGUUAGUUUGGCUUGGUGGUAGAAGGUUUGCCAUGGUUUUGUAACGUGAUUUUGCACAUUGGAUACACUGCGUAAGGUGCCUUGGUGUUUCACUAAAAACAUAUUAACUAAUUUUAUAAUACAUAACAAAGUGUUUUAGUGAGCUGAACUGAAGCACAUUUGGACCAACAGAGGAUUCAAUAAAUCUUAGUAUCUAGAAUAAAAGAUAGAAAAGUUAUUUUAUCUAAUGUAUUUAAAACAAAAUCGAAAAAUCAGCUUCACUAUAGCAUAAACGUACUUCAAACAUCACGGUUUAAAACUAUUUAACGUACUUAAAGAAACCAUUCGUGUCUUAACUACAAACUAUAUGAACACAGUACGCUUCACUAUAAAAUUACAAUUGUUUGUGGAUAACUUGUAUCCAAAAACGCCCAUGGUAGUUCAAUGUUAGUCGAUCUACGUAUAAUAUGCAGUGGAGAAAAUUAGUAACAUGAAUUUUAAGAUUUGUAGAAGUGAGCUCAUAUAAAUACAUAAUGUAAUAUAAUUGGUACCCAUGAAUAUAUAAAAUAAAAAACGAUAAUAAAAUACAAUCGGAACAAUAGAAUUGAAUUUUAAUCCUCCAUUUAGCUUUUCAAAAAAAAAAAAAAGAAGAUACUAAUAGAAUACUCUCAUACUUUUGAAUUUUAGACUUAUGAGGAGAAUCUCAUUAACUCUUAAAAUUUUCCAAAUCCACUGUGUCUUAUACAAGCAGUAGAAUGAAUCAACCGAAAUGUUUUGUGAACUGUAGACUUUUAGCAUUAUAUGCUCGACUAUUUCCAGAGUACUUAAUGGAAACAAGAUUCCGUCCAAAAAUAUUAUGACUGUAUCAUCAGUACACAGCUGCUCAUUAAUGAAAUAUGUUAAUUUGUUGAAUAUGUUCGAAUUUAAAAAAAAUAUAUGUAUGUUUCAUAGUUAAUAGUUAGUAUCAAUUGAACUGUAGUAUAUAUCCAGUUAUAACGUUAUAGUUCUUGAUAAGUCCAUUUAA
Messenger RNA from Aedes aegypti (yellow fever mosquito), 3879 nucleotides. RefSeq lists its product as uncharacterized. The record is from RefSeq and is a predicted model, not a curated record. The transcript is spliced from 6 exons. Bases 261 to 1706 code for a protein of 481 amino acids. NCBI's taxonomy places the organism in Eukaryota, Metazoa, Arthropoda, Insecta, Diptera, Culicidae.